Molecule: messenger RNA, 1280 nt
Organism: Oreochromis niloticus (Nile tilapia)
Lineage: Eukaryota; Metazoa; Chordata; Actinopteri; Cichliformes; Cichlidae
Product: lactose-binding lectin l-2
Exons: 2
Coding region: 550-1071 (173 amino acids)
Source: RefSeq, a predicted model, not a curated record
ACCAGCCAUUUUUAGCCAACCUGGUUGUCCAUUUUAAGAUAAAGCCUCUUCUCAUCCCACGAUCUGGUAUUCAUCUUCUUUUAUGUUGCGGCUAUGAGCCAGGUCGUAACAUGUUACAACUGUCCUGUAUUCUAAGGAAGUCCAGAUGCUUUUCUUUCCAAGCUCCUUAGACUACGAUGAACUUGAUGACUGAGAACCUUUACAGACAACUGUCCUGUUUCUUUAAUCAUUAUGCUGAAAAGGCCUUUGAUCAAACCAUUAAUAUAGACUUACAUCAAAAACAGUCACGUUCUCCUGGAAGUACCAAGAAAACGUGACUGUUCAACAACUAUUAACUUUUUUGGCAUGUGAUGUUUUUUUUCUGGCUUCUGUUUAGUGUUAUUGUGUACAAUGGAAAACUUUGGUUCAUGUGGCCAAUGAUGUCACACCAGCAGUGAAAUCCCACUCUCACUCAGCUAUAAAAGAAAGCAGCUUCAACAACUCUGCAGGAAUCCUGUACAAAGAAGCUUCAGCAGCUCCUCAUCACACUUUGAGACUUAAAGCUCCAACAUGAUCUUGCUCCUCUUCUUGUUCGGUUUGACUCUGGGUGCUCCUUCUGAGUCUCCGUCUGAUGACAAUGUAGUGAAGCUCCAACUUGAUGACCACAGAGUUCAACUACUGCGUGAAAGCUGUCCCAUGUUCUGGUACAGCUUCAAUGGCCGUUGCUACAAAUAUGUGGCCACAAACAUGAGCUGGGCUGAUGCAGAGCUCUACUGUGUGUCACAGCGAGCUAACCUGGUGUCUAUCUACAGCGAGGAGGAAGAGGAGUUUGUUAAAUCAUUAAUUAAGAACUUUGAUCAUGCUGAGCGACACACCUGGAUUGGAUUGAGUGACAUCCAUAAAGAAGGCAGAUGGAUGUGGUCUGAUGGUUGUGCAGUGAGUUUUGUCAACUGGGAUGCUGGCGAGCCAAACAACAGUGGAACAAAUGAACACUGUGUUCACACUAACUUGUCGGACUUAAAGAAGUGGAAUGAUCGCCAAUGUUCUGUCAAUUUAGCUUUUGUUUGUGCAACACGGAUAAACUGCCCUUAGAAACGGAAACAUAUAUUUAACCUGCACUGUUUAUGCUAUCUGUCUUUAUGUGUUUGUGCAAAAGUCACAACAUUUCACCAGCCUUGAUUUUCAUGAAUCUGGAAUCAACAAUUGGCAUCUGUCAAGGGGAUAUUUACUCAUCGCAAUGAAUGUUUUUGGCACAUAAAUAAAUGAUUAAAACGGCUCUGAAUUAAAAGGAAUGAAAAGUU